Molecule: messenger RNA, 2830 nt
Organism: Calypte anna (Anna's hummingbird)
Lineage: Eukaryota; Metazoa; Chordata; Aves; Apodiformes; Trochilidae
Gene: TRAF7
Product: TNF receptor associated factor 7
Exons: 21
Coding region: 154-2166 (670 amino acids)
Biological process (GO): Notch signaling pathway; ribosomal large subunit assembly
Cellular component (GO): nucleolus
Molecular function (GO): zinc ion binding; protein binding
Source: RefSeq, a predicted model, not a curated record
GCUUCCGGCCCGGGCGGCAGCGGAGCCGCUGGACCAGAGAGGAGCAGGCCCGGGGUCGCGAUGUGCCCGGGCCGGGCCCCGCCGCUCCGGCCGCCUCCGCUGCUACCGCUGCCAGAGCCAGCUCCCCAUGACUAACAAAUGCUGGCCUAGAUUAUGAGCUCAAACAAGAACGCUCGCUACAAUCGUUUCUCCAGUGGCACAACCACCAUCACUACUCCUGAAAAUACCAACGGGACAAGAAUGGAAACAACUUUUGGGCCAGCCUACUCUGCUGUGACAACCAUCACAAAAGCUGAUGGGACCAGUACUUUUAAACAGCAUCGUCGGACCCCAUCCUCCUCCAGCACACUCACCUACUCCCCACGAGAUGAGGACGAUGGCAUGCCUCCCAUCAGCACCCCACGCCGCUCCGACUCUGCCAUCUCCGUCCGCUCCUUGCACUCCGAGUCCAACAUGUCCCUGCGCUCCACCUUCUCACUGCAUGAGGAAGAGGAGGAGCCAGAACCACUGGUGUUUGCUGAACAGCCCUCUGUGAAGCUGUGCUGCCAGCUCUGCUGCAGUGUGUUUAAGGACCCAGUCAUCACAACCUGUGGGCACACGUUUUGUAGAAGAUGUGCCUUAACAUCUGAGAAGUGCCCAGUGGACAAUGCCAAACUGACCGUGGUGGUGAACAACAUCGCGGUGGCCGAGCAGAUCGGGGAACUCUUCAUUCACUGCAAGUAUGGCUGCAGGGCUGCAGCCAGCAGCAAGCCUGCUGCCUUCGAGGUGGACCCCCGGGGAUGCCCCUUUACAAUUAAACUGAGUGCCAGGAAAGAUCAUGAAAGCAGCUGUGACUACCGGCCCGUUCGCUGCCCCAAUAACCCCAGCUGCCCUCCUCUCCUGAAAAUGAACCUGGAGGCACAUCUGAAAGAGUGUGAGCACAUAAAGUGUCCCCACUCCAAAUAUGGGUGCACAUUCAUAGGAAAUCAAGACACUUAUGAGACUCACUUGGAAACGUGCAAGUUUGAGGGUUUGAAGGAGUUCCUGCAGCAGACAGAUGAUCGUUUCCAUGAGAUGCAGGUGGCAAUGGCCCAGAAGGACCAGGAAAUUGCCUUCCUGCGCUCCAUGCUGGGGAAGCUCUCGGAGAAGAUUGACCAGCUGGAGAAGAACCUGGAGCUCAAGUUUGAUGUGCUGGAUGAGAACCAGAGCAAGCUGGGCGAGGACCUGAUGGAGUUCCGCAGGGAUGCAUCCAUGCUGAACGAUGAACUCUCCCACAUUAAUGCUCGGCUCAACAUGGGCAUCCUUGGAUCCUAUGAUCCUCAGCAGAUCUUCAAGUGCAAGGGAACCUUCGUGGGGCACCAGGGCCCUGUCUGGUGUCUGUGUGUUUACUCCAUAGGAGACCUGCUCUUCAGUGGCUCUUCAGACAAAACCAUUAAGGUGUGGGAUACCUGUACCACAUACAAGUGCCAAAAGACCUUGGAGGGUCACGAUGGAAUCGUGCUGGCUCUCUGCAUCCAGGGGAACAAGCUAUACAGUGGCUCUGCUGACUGCACCAUUAUUGUGUGGGACAUUCAGAACUUGCAGAAGGUGAACACGAUCCGAGCACACGACAAUCCUGUCUGCACUUUGGUCUCCUCACACAACAUGCUGUUCAGUGGCUCCCUCAAAGCCAUCAAGGUCUGGGAUAUUGUAGGUACCGAGCUCAAACUGAAGAAGGAGCUGACAGGUCUGAAUCACUGGGUUCGAGCACUGGUGGCUUCUCAAAACUAUCUCUACAGUGGAUCAUACCAGACCAUCAAGAUCUGGGACAUCCGCAACUUGGAGUGUGUCCACGUGCUGCAGACGUCAGGAGGCAGCGUCUACUCCAUCGCUGUGACAAACCACCACAUAGUGUGUGGCACCUAUGAGAACCUCAUCCAUGUCUGGGAUAUAGAGACAAAGGAACAGGUCAGGACACUGACUGGGCACGUGGGUACAGUCUAUGCCCUUGCUGUCAUCUCCACACCGGAUCAAACCAAAGUCUUCAGUGCAUCCUAUGACCGCUCGCUCAGGGUGUGGAGCAUGGACAACAUGAUCUGCACACAGACACUGCUGCGGCACCAGGGCAGCGUCACUGCCCUCGCCGUCUCCAGGGGCCGCCUCUUCUCCGGUGCUGUGGACAGCACUGUAAAGGUCUGGACGUGCUAGCAAGAGCUCCACACUAGUCCUGCACUGAAAGACCAAAAACUUCCCCUCCGUUGGCCUGCUGGGUGACCACCACCACCAUGGAAUAACUGCUGCAGCUCCUCUCCGCACCGACCACUGCCCACGGACACUCCAGAUGUUCCCUCAGACCUGCUGAGUAUGAUCAGAAAUGCAGUGGAAGCUGUUCCAGGUGCCUUCCACACUGCAGGCUGCCCACCUCCCCCCAGCCAGGGAGACCCCCAGGGAGAGGGCUGGGCCCCCAGCCCUGGGCAGCCCCACAGGGCACCCAGCAAUGGGACUGAGGGGGUUCAGCUCAUCAGCUGGCCAGGGUUGCAAGGGCCAGUCCUAUGGAAAUGGUAGAGCUGAGCUUUAGGCCCUGCCCCAGGUUGGGCCCCCAACCCCUUUCUGUCUCUAGUAUUUAAUUUUACUGCCAAGAUGUCAGGCUGAUCCAGCUGGGAAGAGGUGUUUUCCUGAGCAGCCAGGUACGAUUUUUAUGCCACAGCUAGUUCUCAAAUCAAGUAACACACUCCCAUCAUUCACCACCCUGUAAUAAUGGUUUCCACAUUAAAAGAGAAAAAGCCUCUGUUGCAUUUUUACUCACAUUUUCUACUGUUUUUAAAAUUGUAAUAUAGAUUUGAUUAUUUCUUCAUUGACAAUAAAAGCGGAA